CUUAGAUAGUAUAGCAUAAGUAUCUUCAACAAUGGCUCAACGUGUUACCUACAGAAGAAGAAAUCCAUACAACACCAGAUCUAACAAGAUCAAGGUCGUCAAGACCCCAGGUGGUAAGUUGGUUGCCCAACACGUCAAGAAGGCUGCUUCCAGAGUCAAGUGUGGUGACUGUGGUAUCGCUUUGGCUGGUAUCUCCACCUUGAGACCAAGAGAAUACGCUCAAGUCUCCAAGACCCACAAGACCGUCCAAAGAGCUUACGGUGGUUCCAGAUGUGCCAACUGUGUUAAGGAAAGAAUUGUCAGAGCUUUCUUAAUCGAAGAACAAAAGAUCGUCAAGAGAGUCCUCAAGGAACAACAAGAAAAGGAAAAGAAGACCACCAAGAAGGUUUCUAAGAAGUAAGCUAAUCACUUCAUAAAAGAUUUCAAAUUGUAAAUUUAGUCUUUGGUUUAAUGGUAUCUUCUAUGUAAAUUCUUUUCAUUUAAUACACAAAUACGUCAAU
Messenger RNA from Scheffersomyces stipitis CBS 6054, 500 nucleotides. RefSeq names its product 60S ribosomal protein eL34 (gene RPL34). The record is from RefSeq and is a predicted model, not a curated record. The transcript has 2 exons. Gene Ontology annotation, molecular function: structural constituent of ribosome. Gene Ontology annotation, biological process: translation. Lineage: Eukaryota; Fungi; Ascomycota; Pichiomycetes; Serinales; Debaryomycetaceae. Bases 32 to 400 code for a protein of 122 amino acids. Gene Ontology annotation, cellular component: ribosome.